Molecule: messenger RNA, 2826 nt
Organism: Eublepharis macularius
Lineage: Eukaryota; Metazoa; Chordata; Lepidosauria; Squamata; Eublepharidae
Gene: GRIN1
Product: glutamate ionotropic receptor NMDA type subunit 1
Exons: 21
Coding region: 1-2826 (941 amino acids)
Biological process (GO): chemical synaptic transmission; regulation of membrane potential; ionotropic glutamate receptor signaling pathway
Cellular component (GO): plasma membrane; NMDA selective glutamate receptor complex; synapse
Molecular function (GO): NMDA glutamate receptor activity
Source: RefSeq, a predicted model, not a curated record
AUGAGCGCGAUGCGCCUCUUGCUUCUCGCCGUGCUCGUCUCCUUCUCGUUUGCCCGCGCCGGCUGCGAGCCCAAGAUCGUCAAUAUCGGCGCGGUGCUGAGCACCAAGAAACAUGAGCAGGUCUUCCGCGAGGCCAUCAACCAGGCCAACAAGCGCCAUGGCACCUGGAAGAUCCAGCUCAACGCCACCUCCGUCACGCACAAGCCCAACGCCAUCCAGAUGGCCCUGUCCGUCUGCGAGGAUCUUAUCUCCAGCCAGGUCUAUGCCAUCUUAGUGAGCCACCCACCAGCUCCCAAUGACCACCUAACACCAACGCCUGUGUCAUACACAGCCGGCUUCUAUAGAAUCCCUGUUAUUGGGCUGACAACACGCAUGUCUAUAUAUUCAGAUAAGAGUAUCCACUUGUCUUUCUUGCGCACUGUCCCCCCCUAUUCCCACCAGUCCAAUGUCUGGUUUGAAAUGAUGCGUUAUUAUAAGUGGAACCACAUUAUUCUCAUUGUCAGCGAUGAUCACGAGGGGCGGGCGGCGCAAAAGAAACUAGAGACCCUCUUGGAGGAAAAAGAAUCCAAGAGUAAAAAAAGGAACUAUGAAAACCUCGAACAACUAUCCUAUGACAACAAGCGAGGACCCAAGGCUGAGAAAGUGCUUCAGUUUGAACCUGGAACAAAAAACGUGACUUCGCUGCUGCUGGAAGCUAAGGAACUGGAGGCCCGAGUUAUUAUCCUCUCUGCGAGUGAGGAUGAUGCUACAACUGUGUACACAUCGGCAGCCAAAGAAAACAUGACUGGCCCAGGCUAUGUGUGGUUGGUAGGGGAAAGGGAGAUCUCAGGCAAUGCUCUGCGUCAUGCACCAGAAGGGUUAAUUGGUUUGCAGCUCAUGAAUGGGAAGAAUGAGUCUGCACACAUCAGAGAUGCAGUGGCUGUGGUGGCCCAGGCCGUGCAUGACUUGUUUGAGAAAGAGAACAUUACAGAUCCACCAAGAGGCUGCGUGGGAAAUACCAACAUCUGGAAGACGGGACCUCUGUUCAAGAGAGUGCUGAUGCAGACCAAGUAUGCAGAGGGUGUGACUGGCCGGGUGGAGUUCAAUGAAGAUGGAGACCGGAAAUAUGCCAAUUACAGUGUCAUGAACCUACAGAACAAUAAACUGGUGCAAGUUGGAGUAUACAAUGGUAGCCACUUCCUGCCCAAUGACCGCAAGAUCAUCUGGCCUGGAGGAGAAACUGAGACACCACAGGGCUAUGAAAUGUCUACAAAAUUAAAGAUUGUCACAAUCCACCAAGAGCCCUUUGUCUAUGUGAAACCAACACUGGCAGAUGGAAAGUGCAAAGCACUGCUCAACAGUACUGGGGGGCUAGUGCAACAGGUCCUCUGCACUGGGCCAAAUGAGACUAUGCCAGGACGCCCCAGUGUCAUGCUGUGUUGCUAUGGCUUCUGUAUCGACUUACUGAUCAAGCUUGCUAAGACAAUGAAUUUCACCUACGAAGUUCACCUUGUAGGCGAUGGUAAAUUUGGAACGCAAGAGAGGGUGAACAACAGCAACAAGAAAGAGUGGAAUGGGAUGAUGGGGGAGCUUCUGAGUGGCCAAGCUGACAUGAUUGUGGCCCCGCUGACUAUCAACAAUGAGCGAGCACAAUACAUUGAAUUCUCCAAGCCUUUCAAAUACCAGGGACUCACCAUCUUGGUCAAAAAGGAAAUUCCCCGCAGCACCUUGGACUCAUUCAUGCAACCAUUCCAGAGCACUUUGUGGCUUUUGGUGGGGCUCUCGGUGCAUGUGGUAGCUGUGAUGUUGUAUCUCCUCGACAGGUUCAGCCCAUUUGGCCGGUUUAAAGUGAACAGUGAGGAAGAAGAAGAGGAUGCCCUGACACUCUCUUCUGCUAUGUGGUUCUCCUGGGGAGUCCUCCUGAACUCUGGCAUUGGAGAAGGAGCUCCCCGGAGUUUCUCGGCUCGAAUUCUCGGAAUGGUGUGGGCUGGAUUUGCCAUGAUUAUUGUGGCCUCAUAUACUGCCAAUCUGGCUGCCUUCCUGGUGUUGGACAGACCUGAAGAACGAAUCACAGGCAUCAAUGAUCCUAGGUUGAGAAACCCCUCGGAUAAAUUCAUAUAUGCUACAGUGAAGCAAAGUUCGGUGGACAUUUACUUCCGCCGUCAGGUGGAGCUGAGCACCAUGUACCGCCACAUGGAGAAACACAAUUAUGAGAGCGCUGCAGAAGCUAUCCAGGCUGUCAGGGAUAACAAGCUCCAUGCAUUCAUCUGGGAUUCAGCAGUGCUAGAAUUUGAAGCCUCUCAGAAGUGUGACCUGGUGACAACAGGGGAGCUUUUCUUCCGCUCUGGUUUUGGCAUCGGGAUGCGCAAGGACAGCCCUUGGAAGCAGAACGUCUCCCUGGCCAUCCUCAACCUCCACGAGAAUGGCUUCAUGGAAGAGCUUGACAAGACUUGGGUGAGGUAUCAGGAGUGCGAUUCCCGUAGCAAUGCCCCAGCAACACUCACCUUUGAGAAUAUGGCAGGUGUAUUCAUGCUGGUGGCUGGAGGUAUUGUGGCCGGGAUAUUUUUAAUAUUCAUAGAAAUAGCUUACAAAAGGCAUAAAGACGCCCGGAGGAAGCAGAUGCAACUGGCGUUUGCAGCAGUUAAUGUGUGGCGGAAAAACCUGCAGGAUAGAAAAAGUGGUAGAGCAGAACCAGACCCUAAAAAGAAAGCCACUUUUAGGUCCUUCACCUCUACCCUGGCCUCCAGCUUCAAGAGACGUAGGUCCUCCAAAGACACGCAGUAUCAUCCCACCGACAUCACGGGGCAGCUCAACCUCUCCGACCCCUCGGUCAGCACCGUGGUGUGA